AUGCAGGACCAUAAUGACAGAUUUCGCAACUACCGCAAGAACAUUAGUCGCAUCAUUGGCUCAAAGACGGCAGCGGCACAAUACGAUGCGCUCCAGGAAGCAGAAGUCGGUCAUUUUUUGCUACAUGUUCUUGAUCAUCCCGAAAAGCUCAGAGAUCACAUCAGACGGGAGGCUGGCUCGGUUAUUCUUAGAGUUGCGUACGGGUAUAACCCGGAACCAUUCAAGGACGACUAUCUCAUUGAUUUGGCCGGAGAAGCCAUGGACCAGUUCGCCCAAGCUGCUGUUCCUGGAGCCUUCUUGGUAGACAUCUUCCCUCUCUUACGUCAUGUUCCAGACUGGUUCCCGGGGGCCAAAUUCAAGCAAACUGCAAAGGAGUGGCAUUCCACGCUGAGAGGCGUAGCAGAGAAGCCUUACGCCUUUGUCAAGCAUCAAAUGGCUCAAGGAAAGGAUACAUCGUCUUUCGUCUCACAUCUUAUUAGAGACGGUGGCCUAACACCUGAGGAGGAUUUCGUCACGAAGUGGUCAGCCGCGUCCUUGUACACGGGCGGAGCCGACACGACCGUCUCUUCGAUUGAUUGCUUCUUCCUGGCCAUGACUCUCUUCCCCGGACCUCAACAAAAAGCACAGGAAGAGAUUGACAGAGUCAUCGGCGCAAGCCGUCUUCCCCUUGCUUCUGACCGACCGAAUCUGCCCUACACAGACGCUCUUGUGAAGGAACUCCUUCGCUGGCAACCCAUUGCUCCCAUGGGUCUACCCCAUGCAAGUUCUGAUGACGAUGUAGUCGAGGGAUACUUCAUUUCGAAGGAUGCACUGCUUCUGCCGAAUAUUUGGUAG
Colletotrichum siamense is the source of this 834-nucleotide messenger RNA. Its product is annotated as Multifunctional cytochrome P450 monooxygenase. NCBI's taxonomy places the organism in Eukaryota, Fungi, Ascomycota, Sordariomycetes, Glomerellales, Glomerellaceae. The record is from RefSeq and is a predicted model, not a curated record. The coding region runs from base 1 to 834 and encodes 277 amino acids. Gene Ontology annotation, molecular function: monooxygenase activity; heme binding; oxidoreductase activity, acting on paired donors, with incorporation or reduction of molecular oxygen. The transcript is spliced from 4 exons.